AUGGUUUCCCUCAAGAUCAUUUCAGUCACGGGCAGCUUGCUACUGGCUAACCUUGCCACUGCCCAUCCUGGCGAAAAACAUGACCACGAGCACAUCAAGAGACAGAUCCAGGCACGAGAUACUGUCGCCAAUAUUGGUCAGAGAUCAUUGAACGCAUGCUCUGGUUCCACGCAUGCGAACGCCUUGAAGGCUCGGUCCAUUUCACGUCGUGCCCGAAAGGUUCAAGAGCUCCGAGAGAGACUUGGUGUCAAGACAACUCCCAGAAAGCACCGCCGAGAUGAAGACGAUAUUGUUGCUUGGGAGGCAAUUAACCACAACAAAACCGGUAUUUCGAAGAACAAUAUGUUCACACCCCUCGAAACAGUCUUUGGCGCCAACUCCAGUUGUAUCCUAUCCCCUGAGAUCACUGCCGGCCCUUACUAUAUCGUCGGCGAGUAUUUGCGAUCCAAUGUUAUCGAAACGGAACACUGUGAUGGAGUUCCCUUGUUCCUAGAGGUUCAAUACGUUGACGUAUCUACCUGUGGAGGAGUCCCCAGUUUGGCUACUGAUGUCUGGAACUGCAAUGCUACGGGUGUUUACUCUGGCGUGAGCUCCCAGGCUGGCCUCAACACUACCUUCCUCCGUGGCAUCCAGAUCAGUGACCAUGAUGGUGUGGUCCAGUUUGAGACCAUCUUCCCUGGACACUACGAAGGCCGGGCCACACACACCCACCUUCUUACCCACGCCAAUACAUCGGUUUCAUCUAAUGGCACCGUUCAAGUCUGGAACAGCCCAGUCUCCCACAUCGGACAGCUCUUCUGGCCUGAAGAUCUGCGAGAAGAGGUCGAGGCUCUUGCACCCUACAACACCAAUACUGUCGAAGUUACAACCAACGAAGAGGAUAUGUGGUCGAUUCUCCAGGCGGACGAAUCUUAUGAUCCUUUUCCUCAGUAUGUCUAUCUUGGCGAUACAGUUGAUCAGGGUAUUUUUGCCUGGAUUCAAAUUGGUAUCAAUACUACCGCAGACCAUGCUUCAGAUGAGUACUAUGGCGUUGCUGGAUAUCUAGAUAGCAAGGGUGGCCAUGCUUUGGAUAGCGGCAUUGGCGGUGGCGGUGGCGGUGGCCAAGGAGGUGGACCUCCUGGUGGUAGUGGAACUCCCCCUUCGGGACAACCUACUCCUACACCUUCGUCCUAA
Molecule: messenger RNA, 1173 nt
Organism: Fusarium sp. VM40
Lineage: Eukaryota; Fungi; Ascomycota; Sordariomycetes; Hypocreales; Nectriaceae
Source: the annotation of a GenBank genome assembly